GGCGGAAGUGGUGGGAUAGAGCGCCGGAAGCGGUUGAUUGGACGCUCUGUCCUCACACACAGGAGAGCGGACGGAUCCUGGGUGUCGUGCUGUGCCCCGGGGGGAGCGUAACGUCACGUGACAUGGCCGAAUCUUCCGCGACGGCGGUAGUGGUGGGAGGAGCCGCGUCCAGUACGGUGACCACCGAGAGCGAGGUCCAGCCGGAGCCGCGCUCGCUGACACUGAAGCUCAGGAAGAGGAAGCCGGAUAAGAAGGUGGAGUGGACGUGUGACACCGUGGACAAUGAGAACCUGGGGAGGCGCUCUUCCAAAUGCUGUUGCGUCUACGAGAAGCCGAGGGCUUUUGGGGAAAGCUCCACAGAGAGCGAAGAUGACGAUGACGGCUGCAACAGCUCCCACUGCAUCCGAGGCCACAAGAAGAAGACACCCGGGUCCGAAGAGGGGGCGCCAAGCCACAAAACCGCCGGCGCCAUGCAGCACUGAGAAGGCCGAGAAGGAGUGACGGCGUGCCUCUUAAACACUCAGAAACAUCAUUGUAAUAUCUCAGCUGCCCACUCCCAUCUCUUCCAGGGUGGGAGAGUCAAAGCAGCGAGUUUCCGGUUAAGUGUUUUGUAUCGGGGUCACCAUUGAGGAAUACCGGGGCUAUGACACCAGGGGGGAAGAUGGUGCGUUCAUCCUAGCGCCUCAUGAGAUGGCGCUCAUAUUCACUCUGUUCUCUGCUUAGCGGGCCGACCGCUGUUGAGCUCAGGCUUACCGCUACUCCAUGUUUAAUGCACAGUCCUCUCUUCUUCUGUACUGGCCUAACAUGUCCUCCUCCACCAGGAGCCGUAUCUCCAUGAAUGUACAUGCAUAGAAGCCCCUCUUCCUCCAAUGCUGCUAUCUUUCUCUUGUCUAGUCACUGGCCGCCCUCCCAGUCUCAUGAUAAACCUCAUCCAGCCACCUCUCGUGUCUUCCCCUCGAUAUUACCAUUCCUCUUCCCCGUAAGAUAUAAUCUAAUGAAUGUAUUUUGUCAAAGAGAUUCCCCAGGGGGAGGGAAAUGCCCUGUUGAUUUAGCGUAUGCACCAGAAUCAGUAUAAUUUAUUAAAGCGUGAAAGGCUUGCUCGUGUUGCAUACUGUAUUAUCGCCAGUAUGGAAGUGCAGUAUCCUGUAGAUAAAUAAAAUGUAAUAUAUUCUAUGAAAAAUAGUGCA
Messenger RNA from Rana temporaria (common frog), 1187 nucleotides. It is a transcript of the gene PPP1R11, whose product is annotated as protein phosphatase 1 regulatory inhibitor subunit 11. The transcript has 3 exons. Gene Ontology annotation, cellular component: nucleus. Bases 123 to 482 code for a protein of 119 amino acids. The record is from RefSeq and is a predicted model, not a curated record. Gene Ontology annotation, molecular function: protein phosphatase 1 binding; protein serine/threonine phosphatase inhibitor activity. NCBI's taxonomy places the organism in Eukaryota, Metazoa, Chordata, Amphibia, Anura, Ranidae.